Molecule: messenger RNA, 2892 nt
Organism: Lingula anatina
Lineage: Eukaryota; Metazoa; Brachiopoda; Lingulata; Lingulida; Lingulidae
Product: nocturnin
Molecular function (GO): 3'-5'-RNA exonuclease activity
Source: RefSeq, a predicted model, not a curated record
GUAGCAGGAAAGUAUUUAACUGUUACAACUUCAUUACUCUCAGCCUCUGAAAGCUAUAAGGAAAUGCCUUAAACCAUUUUCAGCUUAAAUAUGACACAAGUAAGUUAAGUAUGAUAAGCAUAUGUUUCCAUAUCUGAAAGAGAUUGAUUAAUUUUGGAAAAAAUGCAUUCUAUUAGACCUGCAGUUUGAAGGUAUGCACAGGAAACAUGCAUACCAAUAUAUCAAAAGUAUAUUUUUCCUGUUAUUAUCAUCAACAGAUUUUACGUGUUAAUUUUACCAGGGUUUUUAUGGCUGUCACAGUAAGGGGAAUUAGUUAAUCCUUAAAAACAUGCACCAAGCAAAAUGACUGCUGCUCUUUCACUGCUUCUGUUAAGAGGCUACUUACAGGUGCCCUUUGCAAGAGACUACUAGUACAAGUAUGUAAAUAUAGCAAGGCAUUUAAAUAAGUAGGUCAAUAACACUCUUUGCACCGAGGUCAAGCAGAACACAGGGUAGUACAUGUGUAUCCAGUCUAGUGUGUAUGAAUAUAUGAGAAACUUGGUAGCUGUUAAAGGAGAGAAUUAGUAGAAGGUUUUAGCUCUUACCCAGCCCAAUGUUUUCCACAAGCUGCAGAGGAUGGGGCUGUAUAUACAGACUUGUCUUAAAAAUGGGGAACAGGUCCAUGAGCACCCAGUACGAGACACAAUUUACCUCGCCGUCAACACAUCUGGAACUUCUACAGUAUGUGCGGGCAACUUUGAAUGGAUACCCGUCCCUCUUGAAGAGAGAGUUUGUGGAUGUCAGCAAGAAGACACAAAAUACUUCAGACAGGGGUCAAGUGGGGAUUGAUCAAAAAUCUACCUCACCAUUUAAAGUCCGGAUUUUUCAGUGGAAUUUACUUGCUCAGGCCCUUUGCCUGGGUGCAGAUAAUUUCAUCAAAUGUCCCAAAGAGGCUCUAGAGUGGAAACCCAGGCGUUUACACAUCCUUGAGGAACUCUUACUCUAUGAACCAGACGUUAUCUGCCUGGAGGAAGUUGACCAAUACGAGUUUAUUCAAUCAGCAUUAGAAAGCAUUGGCUACAAGGGAACAUUCUACCCUAAGCCCGAUUCCCCUUGUCUCUACUGUGAUGAGUCCUAUGGACCAGACGGUUGCGCCAUCUUUCAUAAUACCAAGAAACUAAAGUCGAUCAGUAUACACAAUGUCAAUUUGAAAAAGGAAAAUGCGUCAACCAACCAGGUGGCAAUAAUUCAGAAACUGCAAUACUGCAACCAUGAUGAUGCGUCUUCUUCUGGUCAGGAAUUUUAUGUGGGGGUCACACAUUUGAAAGCCAGGGAAGGUUGGGGAGAGUUCCGUAAUCUCCAGGGUAUCUACCUACUGAAAAAAAUAAAAGAGAUAGCUGGCAGUUCGCCACUUAUAUUUAUGGGAGAUUUCAAUGGAGAUCCUAACGAACCAGUCUAUUCUACAUUUAAAAACAGUGACUUGAAUUUUGGGAGUGCAUAUACUAAACUUACAGAGGAUGGAACCGAGCCCCCAUACACAACGUGGAAGAUACGAGGUGGGAGAUUAGCAACAGGGAGCAUUCGUGAGAGCUGUAAAACCCUAGACUACAUGUGGUACACCAAGUCCAGUGUUACAGUAGACAGAGUGUUAAAAUUCCCCACAGGAGAAGAAAUGGGGGUGAACAAACUGCCAUCUUUCAACUAUCCGUCAGAUCAUUUGUCUCUAGUGUGUGAUUUUAGUAUAGGUUAAUAGAUUUUCUAGAUGAUGAUGUUUGUAGAAUUUUAAUGAAGUAUGCUUUAUUUAAAUUAUGUAGCAUUUUAUUGUAUUAAUGUGAUUUUAUAGAAUUAUUUUAUUUCUGUGUUGGCACUAUUUUGAUUAUCUUAAUUUUGUUAAGAUAUUAUGGUUUUUUUAUUUUCAUGAAAGUAUGUAAUCUGUAAGAAAACCAAUUUGAAAGUAUACUUUUAACCUAGAUAGCAUUUAGGUUAUUUACUAGAAUUGACCAUGUGAUUUAGAAUGGUCCCUUACUUUAAAGCUCCACACAGAACAGUACUUACAUGUAUUUCUUCUAACUAGUCUUAACUGUAAUCUAGGACUUGAUUUGGUAACUUUUGAGUCUGUACAGGUGCUCACGAUUAUUUUUACUCAGGCCUGGUUACGAGAGGGUGCACUUGUCUGUUACUUUUGUUUUAUUUUGAAAACCUGGAUGUAGCUUUAUCACAUUUGUAAUGGUUAGUUGAAGUUUAAGUUGUAAGUUGAAUUUACACAAACAAAUAAAGGCACUCAAUUCUUCAGAAAUGCGAUAGAGUCAAAAAUGGGUCUUAUUAUUGAGCUCUAUAUUGUGUGAGUGCAUUUCUAUAAAUUCAGUAAAAGUCAGAUUCUGGAGCAGUUACUGGCAUGUCCAAACAAAAGAUACAUUGAAAAUUUAAUUUAAUGAUAAAUUAGCACUUUUUCUAUUAUAAACAGUGGAAUCUCUAGAGAAGAGUAGGUUUUAAGUUAUAAUUAAAAAUGACUACGACUACAUCUGGUCUAUGCCGAGCUAGUCUACAGAACAAAAGUAUAUAUUUUUACUGGCUAGAUCUAAUGAUUUUCAUGUGUCAUACUUUUCCAAUGGUGCAUUAAUAAUUAUGUUAAAAUGUUUUUUAAGAGGAAUAGGAUUUAACCAGUUUGAGCUGACAUUAAAACAGGGUUUAUUUCACAUUUUAUUAGUGGAUUAUUUUAUAGUAAAGUAGUAAAUAUUAAGUAGUGAGGUAUGUAAAGAUGUUCGGUCAUGGUGCCCUUCAAUAUUCAGUAUUUUCAAUUUAUAUCUGUGAUGUUGCCAUGUUUUUUAUUGAUUUACAUUAAAAUUAAAAUGUAGCAUUAUUGACUUAUGUGAAAAAGGCUAUGUAGUUUAGAAAAUUAUGUUUAUGCUAUGA